AUAUUGAUCGUGGUUGAAGCGUUAGCAAUAUCAUGUUAAAUUAAUUAUUACGUAAGCGCUAUGGAUACAAAAUUUGAAACCAUUAUUAAAGAGCGUGAUAAUUUAAAGGAGAUAUUACGAGAUCCAUUAGCAACAUGGUCGUUCGGUGAAACAUCUCUGGGACUAUUUUGUGUCCUGUUUGUAUACCUCGACUUGGUGCUGAAGAUAUUGCCAGCUUAUAUGAAGGACCGGGAGCCGUACAAGCUUAAGAGGUUACUGACUUUAUACAAUGCUUUUCAAGUCGCCUUCUCAGGAUACGUGGUAAUACUGUAUGCGAAAUAUAUUUACCAACAUGGUAUUAUCACAACCAGGUGCCCUAAAGGAGAUGAUCUAAAGGCAGUUAUAUCCGACAUAAAACCAUACUUCAUAGCCAAACACAUAGACCUCCUCGACACGGUAUUCUUCAUCCUCCGCAAGAAGCAGGACCAGGUCUCCUUCCUCCACAUCUAUCACCACAGCGCCAUGGUAGCAUGGACCUGGUACCACUACUUGUACCACCCGUGUGACCAUUUUGUGGUGGUAGGACUCAUCAACAGCUUGGUUCACGUUGCUUUGUACGCGUACUAUGGACUUUCGUCUUUAGGACCUGAAUACUCGAAGUAUACUUGGUGGAAAAAACAUUUAACCAAAGUACAAUUGAUACAAUUCAUGUUGGUGAUAUCAAAUCUCUAUUACCAACAGAAACUGACACCCUGUCCAAUACCAGCAGAAUUCCACUACUUCUGUACCUUCUUGAUCGCUUCCUUCUUCUGCCUCUUUUUAAACUUCUAUUUCAGAAGAUACGGAAACCGGAAAAUCCUGGAAAAAAUAAACCCAGAAAGUAGUUUACAUACAUCUUAAGUUAAUUAAAAUAUGUAAGUCAUUAGAAUUAAAUUUUUGUAGAGAAAAA
This is a messenger RNA of Leptidea sinapis, 928 nucleotides long. Its product is annotated as elongation of very long chain fatty acids protein F-like. The coding region runs from base 61 to 879 and encodes 272 amino acids. NCBI's taxonomy places the organism in Eukaryota, Metazoa, Arthropoda, Insecta, Lepidoptera, Pieridae. Gene Ontology annotation, molecular function: fatty acid elongase activity. Gene Ontology annotation, cellular component: endoplasmic reticulum membrane. Gene Ontology annotation, biological process: fatty acid elongation, polyunsaturated fatty acid; fatty acid elongation, monounsaturated fatty acid; sphingolipid biosynthetic process. The record is from RefSeq and is a predicted model, not a curated record. The transcript is spliced from 5 exons.